CAAUGUGACACAGCCGAUCCGCCUAGAAGGAAUGCCUCCCGGGAGGUCUUUUAUGAGAAACUGGUCCUGUUUAAGUGUUAAAAACGUGAAGAAAACUCUAUGUGACUAGCCCAUUGGCUAACCACUAACCCGCGUAGAAUUUUCUAUAUUUUUUAAGUAUUUUUAUACUUCAUUUUAACAUAAUUAUUAAAGUAACAAUUACUUAAAUAUACUACAUUAACAAUUAUAAUACUUUACAAUAAUCGCUUUCCUGCAUCAAGUCGAAAGAACAUUUUUCAGGUUAAUUUGUAUCCAAAAAAAAAAUGGAUCAAUCAACGUUAAAAAUUGAAGAUUGGGAUAAUUUGAAAAAGCAUCUUUCUGAAAAGAAAACUGAACCGUUAGGAGAUGCGGAAGCUUUGAUAGAAAAUGGCAUCUUGUUCCCUAAGCUUACAAAUGUCAAUAUGGAAGUCAUGGAAAGAAUCGAAGAGCUUCGAAAGUUACAACUGGAAUACUUUCACCAAGAAGUGAAAUACUUUGAUGAAUCUCAUGACUUGGAUCUAAAAUAUGCUGGCAUUACAGAUCCGCUCUUUAAAAUGAGAAAGGAAAUUGUUAAUAGCAAUACGAAUGUGUUGAACAAAAAUGUAAAAUGCACUGAAAAUGAAGAUCCAGAAGAAGCAACUGUUCAAGGAAUUCCGGAUUUUUGGCUUAAAGUUCUUUUAAAUUCGGGUAUAAAAAGUAUGAUAGAAGAAGAUGAUAAAGAUGUCUUAAUGUAUCUGAAAGAUAUCUGUUUAAAAUACAAAGCAGCUAACUGCAGAGAUUUCGUUCUGGAAUUUCAUUUUAAACCGAAUAAGUAUUUCAGAAACACAAUUUUAACGAAAGAGUACGAAGUGAAAUGCUGUUUGAAUCCCACUUACCCUUAUUAUUUCGAAGGUCCCGAAAUCGUAAAAUGUACAGGCUGUAUCAUUGAGUGGAAUGAAAAUUUCAAUAAAACAAUAAAACCCGUCUGUAAGGAAAAUGAUGGAGAAAACGUUACUGACGAAACAGCGACAGAGAAGCAAUCAUUUUUCAACUUCUUCGGCAUCUUCGGCCAUAUUGAAGAAAGCAACGAUCAUGAAAUCAGGGAAUUUCUAACUUAUGACUUUGAAAUCGGGAAAUAUUUCAAAGAAAGAAUUAUACCAAGAGCUGUACUUUAUUACAUCAAAGAUGUAGAACCCGAAAGUGACUGGUCUUCUCUUGAAUCGGAAGACAGUUCUGAAGAGUAAAAUUUAUUAUUUCAAUAAAUAAGAAGCAAAAUUAAAAUUUGAGUAAAAUUUUAAAUAUUGAAAUUAAUUAAAAUUAUAUCAGAAAUUGCAAAUAAAAUAUAUUUAAAAAU
Molecule: messenger RNA, 1351 nt
Organism: Centruroides sculpturatus (bark scorpion)
Lineage: Eukaryota; Metazoa; Arthropoda; Arachnida; Scorpiones; Buthidae
Product: nucleosome assembly protein 1-like 1
Exons: 1
Coding region: 303-1241 (312 amino acids)
Biological process (GO): nucleosome assembly
Cellular component (GO): nucleus; chromatin
Molecular function (GO): chromatin binding; histone binding
Source: RefSeq, a predicted model, not a curated record